CUAGUAUUAGAUUAGAAUAUUAUUUAUGGCUGUCCAUUGUCACUAUGUGUAUACCAUGUACAUGUACUUGCAAUUAGCCCUCGGGCACGAACUUGCAAAUAAACUUCUUUAUUCUUAAGGGGUAAUGUUUUCUAGAUACACCAAUUUACAUGACAGUGAGGUUGCUCCUGAAAUUAAAACUUAAUGAAACGAAGAAGACAACUAUGUAUGAGGCAUGCAGUGUUUGAGAUAAGAGGUAAAAUCCAAACUCUAGAUCUUAUCAGGUUUAGAACUGAUAUCAUCAUAGUUCAACUAUAUUUGUACUAACCAAUAUUACCUGUAUAAUGCAUGCACAUAUAAAUGAUUUUGAAAGCCUUCUCCUGCUUGCAAUAUUCCUUCAUUAGAUAAUAUUGAGCUUUUUUUUUCUUUAUUCUGAAGGAGAUUCCUAAUAUGAUGUACAUGUACAUGUACCAUACAACAGUGUGCCAGUGGCUGUCAUGUAUUGACGAGCCGAGGAUAUUCCUGGAGAUUAGGCUACCUCUUCAGAGAGACAUGGUAUAAUUACAAGAUUGCUAGUUGUAGAUACACAUGCAGACAAUACGUAAUAUAUACUAUAUAGUCUAAAGUUAUAUAACAGUAGCUAUUACAGUAUCCCUUUUUCUAAAUUUUAUUUUCAUAUUAAUGAGUACUGUUCUAAAUGCAAAUCCAAUACAUAUAAUUAUCUGUGGCCUCUCUUGCUUCUAGGGCUUCUGACUAAAAAUACUACUAGUAAUGUUAGCAGUCUAAUUUGCAGCAUAGCCCAAUCUAGAGUAUAGCUGGAGAGCCUGCCAGAUAUAGGUCUGGUAUCCGGUAUUAGGGUAACCCCCAGAGUGACCCUCCGGCUCCCGUCCAAUUGUGCCACAUUUAGCUGCAGCUGCAGCCAUGUCGGCAGUGGGCUCGUCCUAGAGUGCUUGGAGAUUCUCGAUUCUGCUUGCUCUGUAUCAUGUGUGACCCUAGUCACUAAUCAUGGGCUGGAUCCAGAUCUUCUCGGUGUUCAAGGUGGUUGUUGCCUUUGGAUUGAUCCUGCUGCUAUCCUACACCUUAUACUUCUCGGACAACCUCCGGCAUGCCAUUGGUAUCCGCCCCUACUUCAUCAGGUUAUACCUGGUGAAUGACUCUUCAGAAAUAACCAAGAGACCAGAACAACUUCUCAGAACAGUGUCAGUGAAUCCCAUCUUGCUACUAGGAAAUGAAACCAAUGCUGCUAGCACUAAUAUUAGUAGUAACAAGACUUCAUCAAGGAACUCCACAGCAAGGACAGUUCCAUCAAGGUCACCACAAAAGUUGCCCACAAGGUCACCAAUGUUGUUAAGAAAUUCCACCUCAGGUAGUCAAGCAAAAAAGAACACAACUAGCACACCUGCACCCCCCAUCCCACAGCCAUAUGACCAGCAUGCAGAACCUCUCCCAAGCUUUGAGAAUAUCAGGAACUUGAAGCAGCACCUGAGGAUGCAUUGUAGGACAUGUGCCUUUGUGUCGAGCUCAGGACAGGUGUUGAACAGACACGCAGGUCCCCACAUCGACUCCCACGAGUGUGUGUUCAGGACUAACACUGCACCUGUCAAGCGGUACGAGAGGGAUGUGGGGAGAAGGACCACGGUCCGAGUUACCAACUUCCACGCCAUCAGGACUAUAGAGGGACUCAUUAGAUCAGCACACAUUGACAAGGUUGUUGUGUGGGGUCCAGACGUUGUGCUGGGACCAGGCAAACCUGUGCUGAAGGUGGCGCAGAACCUCGCCAGAAAGUUUCCCAAGACAGAAUUUUACAAAUUUUCCUCCAAAGCUAUGGUGGAUGUUGAUGUGGAGUUUAAGAAGGAGACAGGGAUGGACAGGAGAGGCAGUAAGACAGACCUGUCGACAGGCUGGUUUGCCCUCACCUUGAUGCGGCAGGUCUGUGACUCCACCACCAUAUUUGGUAUGGUGUACGAUGGCUACUGUGCCACCCGUAAUGCCAGCGUCCCUGAUGUCCCAUACCACUACUAUGGCAAGUCAGCGCUGGAAUGUUCCAUGUACACAGGAAAGGGAGGAAAGACAAAACACAAAUUUGUACAAGAAAAGACCAUCUUUGGAAGGUGGGCCAAGAACUACAACUUCACCUUUGUUCAUCCAGAGUGGCCACCCAUUCAGAGGUGACAAUUACUGCAGACUGUCUACUGGGUUGUUCCACUGCUGUGCCUUGUAGGUGUGAUGGCCUGCACAGUAUUCUGCAGCCAUGUGUCCUCAGCACCACAGCAGAAGGGGAAGUCCCAGAAGGAGAAGGUCAA
Branchiostoma floridae (Florida lancelet) is the source of this 2282-nucleotide messenger RNA. Its product is annotated as alpha-N-acetyl-neuraminyl-2,3-beta-galactosyl-1,3-N-acetyl-galactosaminide alpha-2,6-sialyltransferase-like. The record is from RefSeq and is a predicted model, not a curated record. Bases 985 to 2151 code for a protein of 388 amino acids. The transcript has 7 exons. Gene Ontology annotation, molecular function: alpha-N-acetylgalactosaminide alpha-2,6-sialyltransferase activity. NCBI's taxonomy places the organism in Eukaryota, Metazoa, Chordata, Leptocardii, Amphioxiformes, Branchiostomatidae. Gene Ontology annotation, biological process: ganglioside biosynthetic process.